This is a messenger RNA of Zonotrichia albicollis (white-throated sparrow), 522 nucleotides long. RefSeq names its product mesogenin 1 (gene MSGN1). Gene Ontology annotation, cellular component: nucleus. NCBI's taxonomy places the organism in Eukaryota, Metazoa, Chordata, Aves, Passeriformes, Passerellidae. Gene Ontology annotation, molecular function: RNA polymerase II cis-regulatory region sequence-specific DNA binding; protein dimerization activity; DNA-binding transcription factor activity, RNA polymerase II-specific. The record is from RefSeq and is a predicted model, not a curated record. Gene Ontology annotation, biological process: mesoderm formation; regulation of transcription by RNA polymerase II.
AUGGACAAGCUGCACGAGACAUUGAUCAACAUGGAAGAUGCUCUGGGUUCGGAACACCCCGCCUGCUUGUCGGCCUGGGACUGGAAAAGCUCCGCUGGGCCUUUCGAGCUGCACCCCAUCUCGCCCCCGCACAGCCUGUCCCCGACGCCCUCCUUCGAAUCCUACUCCUCGUCCCCGUGCCCGCCGGCGGCCGAGACCCCCUACAGCAGCGGCGGCGGCGGCAGCGGCCUGGCGGGCUACGGCCUGGUGGAGUUCCCCGCCGCCUACCUGCCCAGCCCCGGGCAGGCCCGGCUGCCCAAGGGCACCAAGGUGCGGAUGUCGGCCCAGCGGCGCAGGAAGGCCAGCGAGCGGGAGAAGCUGCGCAUGAGGACCUUGGCGGACGCGCUGCACACGCUGCGCAAUUACCUGCCCCCCAUCUACAGCCAGCGCGGCCAGCCCCUCACCAAGAUCCAGACCCUGAAGUACACCAUCAAGUACAUCGGCGAGCUCACCGAGCUCCUCAACGGCGUCAAGCGGGCGUAG